Messenger RNA from Salvia hispanica, 1019 nucleotides. Its product is annotated as photosystem II 22 kDa protein, chloroplastic-like. The record is from RefSeq and is a predicted model, not a curated record. NCBI's taxonomy places the organism in Eukaryota, Viridiplantae, Streptophyta, Magnoliopsida, Lamiales, Lamiaceae.
CCAUUCUUGCAAUAGAAAAUCCACAGACAACUCAUUCCUGAGCAGCAGCAAACACACACACCACAUUAUUUUAGUAUCAUGGCUCAAACAAUGCUGCUCACUGCAAAUCCUUUGUUGAAAGGUGAGCAGCCAUUGCUGAUCCAAAGGCUUAAACCUCAGUCAUUUUCCGAGAUUAUCCUCUCUCCCAGGAUCAAUACUUCUCCUCUCUCCUCCUCUACUACUACUGUUGCUCUCUUCAAAUCCAAAGCCAAAGCUGCUCCUGCUAAGAAGGUAGUGGUGAAGGAGAAGCCUAAGGUUGAAGAUGGGAUUUUUGGGACAUCUGGUGGAAUUGGUUUUACUAAGCAAAAUGAGCUUUUUGUCGGUCGUGUUGCUAUGAUUGGAUUCGCUGCUUCCCUAUUGGGAGAGGCUAUAACUGGGAAAGGAAUCCUUCAACAACUAAACUUGGAAACUGGGAUUCCAAUCUAUGAGGCAGAGCCUCUUCUUCUUUUCUUCAUCCUUUUCACCCUUCUUGGAGCUAUUGGUGCCUUGGGAGACCGUGGUCGGUUCGUCGACGACGACGUCCCUGCCCCUGGUCCAAUUAUAGCCCCCGGCAAGGGCUUCAGGGCUGCUCUUGGACUUGGAGAAGGUCCUUUAUUCGGAUUCACCAAGGCCAAUGAACUAUUUGUUGGAAGAUUGGCUCAACUUGGAAUUGCUUUCUCUUUAAUUGGAGAAAUUAUAACUGGAAAAGGAGCUCUUGCACAGUUGAACAUUGAGACUGGAGUCCCUAUUGGCGAACUCGAACCGCUUUUGUUGUUCAACAUAGUCUUCUUCUUUGUUGCUGCAAUUAACCCUGGAACGGGAAAGUUUGUCACCGACGAAGAAGAUGAUUAAAUGUUUAUAUACCAAGUCUGAAUAACAACUCUUGUGUCUAGUGUUUUGUUAGUAAGUAGUAGAACAUAUUUCAAUCACUUGUGUUUCUAUCUUAAAUGUAUAUUUCAUGUUUGUGGAACAUCUUCGGAUGUUUCUCUGUUCUUUGGAUA